This is a messenger RNA of Sebastes umbrosus (honeycomb rockfish), 1370 nucleotides long. RefSeq names its product Ras-related and estrogen-regulated growth inhibitor-like protein. The transcript is spliced from 4 exons. NCBI's taxonomy places the organism in Eukaryota, Metazoa, Chordata, Actinopteri, Perciformes, Sebastidae. Gene Ontology annotation, molecular function: GTPase activity; GTP binding. The record is from RefSeq and is a predicted model, not a curated record. The coding region runs from base 102 to 707 and encodes 201 amino acids.
GGGUGAUUUGAUUUGUUUCCUCCGCCCACCGUUGUGUCCUAUAAUAAGAGCUCGCAUGGAGCUCAGCAGCUCCACUCAGCUGUCUGUCUGUCUCUCUGAACAUGGAGGCCAACAUCGUCGUUAUGGGGACAGAAAGCGUCGGGAAAUCAGCUCUGACUGUGCGUCUCUUGACUCGGAGAUUCAUCGGAGAGUAUGGAGAUAUAGAAUCCAUCUACAGUCACAGUUUCAUGGUGGAUGGGAGGGAAAUCACUCUCAAUGUUUGGGAUUCACCUUGUUCUGAGGAUUCGUCUGUGGAGACGUCCCUCUUUGAGAAGAAGGUCCAGUGGGCAGACGGCUACGUUCUCGUCUACAGCAUCUGCGACAGGGCCAGUUUUAACACCGUCAGCAGGCUCGUUCACACCAUCAAGUCCACCAAAGACUACUUGAACGCAGACAAAGCGCCCAUAGUGAUUGUGGGUAACAAGAGGGACCUGCAUCACAGGCGGACGGUGCUGAGCGAGGAGGGCCGGCUGCUGGCCCUCAACACGGACUGCCACUUCUACGAGGUGUCGGCGGCCGAGAACUACCACAGCGUGCGCACGGCGUUUCACGGGCUGGUGGACAGGAUGAAGGACGCCAAGCUGACCACCAAGAGGCCUCUGGGGUUCAGGGGCAUCGUGAAAAGCAUGUCUGCGGUGUUUGCCAGGAGACGGAUAGACUCCAUUUAGUAAGACCAUAACAGAAGAGGAAUCUGCAUAAGAGACGGUACACAUUAUUUGACUGGAUGGCUAUCACAGACUCUGAAAUAUUACCAUGUUACUGUGCCAGAGGUAACAAUGAAGCCUCCUGAGACAGAGACACUGCUGAGUUGCAGAGCUGCUUUUCAUUAAAACAUGUGGAAAGACUCCAGAGAAGAAAAAGCCAUUAAGCGUCAGAAAACAUGGAGACAAAACGGUGUCACAGAUGGUUUUUGGUGACUUGGUUAACUGCACUUCAAGCUACACAAGACUGAUUAAAUUACAGUCUCAUUCAGUAUACAUAUGAUACUUGACAUGUGAUAUAUACUGUUGUGUGCACCGACGUAUGCAAUAUGCUUAAGCUCUAUGCAAAAUGAGCCUUUAAUCAUGAUGAUGACCAAAGACUGUAAAAAGCUCUUCGUUUCAGGUGGAACUUUUGUGUCACUGGAAAAAUGACUAAGAUAAUGUCAUUAAUUCUUUAGUAAAACAUACAUAUUUGUAUUUAUUCAAGUCUAAACAAACAAACAAACUAGUGUUUUCUAUAUUUAUGAGCUCUCCCAUGUUAAUAAGUCAUUAAUUAUGGGUCAUGAACUGAAGUGUAUUGUUUGUAUAAGCCUUGUUUUAUGUCUUACAAGGAUUUAAAUAAAGCAUAAA